Messenger RNA from Fusarium sp. VM40, 2505 nucleotides. Lineage: Eukaryota; Fungi; Ascomycota; Sordariomycetes; Hypocreales; Nectriaceae. The record is from the annotation of a GenBank genome assembly.
AUGCCUGUUAAAGCACAACAAACCCUCCUUGAAAAAGGGUGGUCUUUUAAAAAGACAACAGAUGGCUAUGAUGCCUGGAAGCCUGUGGCUCGUGUGCCCACGGUGGCUCAUAUAGACUUGCUGAACAAUGGACUAAUUCCUGAUCCUUUCUUGGAUAUGAACGAGCUGGAUGUCGAAUGGGUCGGAGAGACAGCUUGGACUUACCGCACCACUUUUGACUCUCCAUCUACCAAUGGCGCCUCAGUAUACCUCCUUUUCGACGGCCUCGAUACCUUUGCCCAAGUCAGACUCAACGAUACCGUUAUCCUUGACAGCGACAACAUGUUUCUAAGCCAUCGGGUCAAUAUUAGUGACCAACUCAAGAAUGAGGGGAGCAAUACGCUCGUCAUCAAUUUUGAUAGUGCAUUGCUUAAAGGUCGAGAAUUACAAAAGGACUAUCCAAAUCAUCGCUGGGAGCUUUUCAAUGGAGAGGCUGGACGCUUGGUCGUUAGAAAAGCCCAAUACCACUGGGGAUGGGAUUGGGGUCCAAUGCUCAACACUGCUGGCCCUUGGAGACCUGUUCGACUUGAAGUAUCUUCUGCCAACAUCGAAAAUUUUCUUAUCAAAUACGUGGUUUCACCAGACCUUAAGAAGAUUAACGGGACAAUCGAAGUCGAUGUUGACGGAUCGUUUGAUAAGGCCGAUGUGUCUAUCCAUCUCCAGGAAGAUGUCAUCUACACUCGGACAAUAGAGCCAUCUUCCAAAAACCGACUGUCUGUUCCGUUCACUAUCGAUAACCCCGAGCUAUGGUAUCCGGCUGGGUACGGCCGCCAGUCACAAUACAACGUAACUGUCAGCAUUUUCCAAGACGGCCAAGAACUUGACAAAACCACUAAGAAGACUGGUUUCCGACGAAACGAACUUGUCCAACAAGAUGACUCUCAUGGAAAAUCUUUCUUUUUCCGGAUCAACAAUAUUGACAUAUUCUGUGGUGGUUCGUGCUGGAUUCCAGCGGACAACUUUCUGCCCCGAAUCACAGCUGGCAAGUAUCGAGAUUGGUUGAAACUUAUGAUAGAAGGCAAUCAGAUUAUGACGAGGGUUUGGGGUGGUGGCAUCUACGAAGAGGAUGUUUUCUAUGACUGUUGUGACGAGCUGGGUAUUCUCGUAUGGCAGGAUUUCAUGUUUGGUUGUGGAAACUAUCCUGCAGGACCAUCGAUGAUCAAAUCAGUCCGUGAAGAGGCCAAACAGAAUGUCAACCGACUACACCACCACCCUUCUAUUAUCAUCUAUGCCGGCAACAAUGAGGAUUACCAGGUCCAGGAGCAGGCAGGCCUCGAGUAUCACCCAGAAGAUAAGGAUCCCGAUUCUUGGCUCAAGUCAAAUUUCCCUGCGAGAUAUUACUAUGAGUAUCUUUUACCAGAGGUGGUAUCUGAGGUGUCUCCCGGGGCGAUAUACUGGCCUGGGUCGCCAUUUUCUGGGGGCAAGGAUACCACAGAUAAGACUACGGGUGACCUCCACCAGUGGAAUGUUUGGCAUGGAACACAGGAGAAAUACCAGGUAUUCGACACGUUGGGUGGCAGAUUCAACAGCGAAUUCGGCAUGGAGGCCUUCCCAGCCUUGUCAACGAUCAACUAUUGCAUCACGGAUAAAUCCGAGCGUUUCCCACAAUCUCAGACCAUGGACUUCCAUAACAAGGCCGAUGGCCAUGAACGACGCAUUGCAACUUACGUAGUGGAGAACUUUCGUCCCCUUCCGGAUCUAGAGUCUCACUUAUACAUAACCCAGCUCUGCCAGAGUGAAGCCAUGAAUUAUGCAUACCGCAGCUGGCGUCGUCAAUGGGGCGAUGAUCGUCGGUGUGGAGGUGUCCUAGUCUGGCAAAUGAACGAUUGUUGGCCCGCCAUCUCAUGGUCCAUCGUCGAUUAUUUCCUUACCAAGAAGCCUUCAUAUUACGCAAUACGUCGAACCCUCAAGCCCAUUGCAGCAGGGGUCCAACGAGAACAUCACGACUGGAGUGUUGUUCAUGCCAGGCCGGCAAAGACAUCUACAUUCAGUGUUUGGGUUGCCAGCAAUCAUCAGCAGGAAAUAACUGUCACUGUGGAGGUUCGCUAUGUUUCUAUCAAGACAGGCGAGGACAUUCGAGACAAAGUGGUCAAGAAGGACCUGGUCCUGGUUCCCAACGGCACUACCGAUGUAUUGACUGGACAGAUCGACAAUACCAAGGACGAGCCGCACGUCAUAUCAGUCAGUGUUCUGAAAGAUGGCGUGUGUGUUUCUCGGGAUGUCGAUUGGCCACAACCUCUCAAGUAUCUCGAUUUUUCGGACAGAGGCGUCGAUGUCCAGGUCACGCCUGGUGAAUACCGAAUCACAGCCAAGAGGCCGACCAAGGGCUUGGUUUUCGAAGAACUUGGAGGCGUUUCCUUGGAUGACAACUGUAUAGAUAUCAUCCCAGGCGAAGACGUGAUUGUCAAGGCGCGUGGAAGUGGAGUUUUACCUAAGAUCCCGAAGUAUAGGUACCUCGGCAUGUAA